AGGGAGGCCGGGUCACGUGGGGAGGGUUCUGUGAGGGGAGUAGCGAGGCGGAGCGAAGACGGAAAGCGGCAGCGGCAGCGUCGGCUCGAAGCUAUUUCCCGGCGCGCGUUCCGUCCCUCCCGGCUUCCGUCCCUCCCCGCCUGGCCCCUCGCGACGGUGGCAGCAGAUGAGGGAGCCGGCGGGAGGCCUCCCGGAGCCCCUGCCUCGCCGCCGCCUCCUCCUCCGGGGCGGCAAGAUGGGAGCGGAAUGAGCCCCGAGCCGGAGCCGCCGCCGCCUCCUCCUCCUCCUCCGGCCCGGGAAGCGGAGGUGGUGGCCUUGACUGUGGCGGCCGUGGUGGACGGAGAAGCGGCGGCGGCGGCCGGAGCCGGCGGAGGGAAGCAGUGGGGCAGCCGCAUCAUGCUGGUGAGGAGGAUCGGCCUCAAGCCGGGCGGAGGCGCCGCCGCGGUGAGUAGCCCGGGGAACAGGGCCCCUCUCCUCCCCUUCGCGCCUCUGCGCAGUGCCCCGGAGCAGGCGGAGGACUUCCUCGGGGGUCCCGGCCCCGGGAAGCGGACGCGCUGCGGGCCCGUCAGGCGCCGGGAGAGGCUCGAGGCAUCUUCCUUCGCAGUCCGCGGGGUGGAGGUCGGGGGGCCGCCUCCUCGCUCGUCCGCAUUUGUGUCUUUUCUUGCUCCCCGAUCUGUUGGGCCUCGGUGGGCUCUGUGGUAAAGGUCGGGCCAGAAAAAACACGGGGGAGUUGUUGUUGUUGUUAUUAUUAUUAUUAGGGAAACAUGGGGGAGUUAUUUUUAUUAUUGAGGAAACAUGGGGGAGUUAUUGGGGAAACGGGGGAGUUAUUAUUAUUAGUAGGAGUUAUUAUUAUUCGGGAAACACGGGGGAGUUAUUAUUAAUAGGAGUUAUUGUUAUUAUUAUUAUUAGGGAAACAUGGGGGAGUUGUUAUUUUUAUUAUUGAGGAAACAUGGAGUUAUUGGGGAAACGGGGGAGUUAUUAUUAUUAGUAGGAGUUAUUAUUAUUCUGGAAACACGGGGGAGUUAUUAUUAAUAGGAGUCAUUAUUAUUAUUAUUAGGGAAACACGGGGGAGUUGUUUUGAUUGAUUGAUUGAAUUUAUAUACCGCCCAAUACCCAGAGGUCUCAGGGCGGUUCACAGAAAAGAUCACAAUAUAUAAACUCAAAAUAAAAUCAAUAACCCAAUAACACCCUCUCCCCCCCAAAGGAGCCACAUUUCUUGUAAUUCAAAAGCCAUUAUAUGUUGGGGGUAGGCUCAGCCCACUUUCAUCCCCACUCCCUUCUUCACUCAUUUUCUUCCUUCAAACCCCCUGCUUUGACUUCUCCCUGGCACUCCCAUAUUCUUUCUUAAGGCUCACUUUGACUGAACUUCUUUGAAAAUGGUUUAUUAUUUUUAUUUAUUGAAUUUAUAUGCUGCCCUAUACACGGAUGUCUCAGGGCAGUUCACAGAAAAGAUCACAAUAUAUAAAGUAAAAAUAAAAAACCUCAAUAACCCCCCCCCCCCCAAGAGUCACAUUUUAAAAGGGUAUAGGUUUCCCCAGCUUGGAUGCAAGGGAUGAAGUGCACGCGAGAAAACCCCAAAAACCUUUCAGGUUUAUACAUUUCACUAAUUUUACAAUCAUUUUAACAUUUCAAAAAUUGACUUCCUUCCCCUUCUUUCUGCAGUUCCUUAAAUUUAUUUUUAAUAUCUUCUGCAUAUCCAAAUUAACUUAAUUUGCUCAUUUAUUCCUAUACUUUAAAUAUAUACUCUUAUGAAACUGCAGGUUAUUACAAUAAUCCUGCCAAUCUUCUUCUUUGUUUACAAUUUAUCUGUAAAUAUUGAACAAAUCAUUUCCAUUCUUUUGCAAAAAACAACAACAAUUGUCAUCUUGUAAUUGUCAUCCAGUAAGUUUCUCCCAUUUUUGCAUAUUGCACAAGUUUUUGUACCCAUUAUUCCUUUACUAUGACUUCUGCUUCUUUCCACUUUGGUGGCGAGUAACAUUCUUGCCACUGGUAGUUGCAUACUGUAUAUGAAUAAGUUUCUAUACAGUUUAGCUAGUUCUGUCCCUAUAAUUUCAAAAAUAAAAGCUUCUGGUCCCCGUCCCCCCAACAUUAUUUUAAACAUCUUUUUCAUUUCGUUAUAUAUCAUUUCCCCUUGAAAACUCAUACCACAAGACUCCUUAAUGCUCCUUUUUGUGCUAUAAAAUAUUGUUGAUCUCUGCAUGGUGUUUUUCUUUCUUUCUUUCUUUCAAUGUGUGCUUGGCUUGGGCUCUCCAGGCCUCACCCUUGAUACGGGCUAAGUGAGUUCUUGUGUUUACACUAUAGGGGUUGGCUACCUGCUGAAGUCUUUCAGGCAGGCGUGAGAAAAGGCCUUUUUUCAGUUUUUGCAACUCUUAUAUGAUUCAUUGUACUAUUUGCUGCUUUAAAAAUGCUAUGCAUUGGAGCCAGCUGGAUUACUCCCUUUAAGUCUCAGCCCAUGGACAAUCCACUGCUACGGCUUGCAAAUUAUGCUAGAGUCUUCUACUCUUUCACAGUUUGUCCAAUCUGUAAUUUUUUCAUUUAUUUAUUUGAGCAAUGGCGCUUUUAAAAAAUUUGAGAAUGCAAAAUGUGCCUAACAUAUUUUGUGUUCUCAGUUAUAUGCUAGAUGCUGUUCGUAUCUUCGGAAGAUAACACAUUGACGUUAUCUAGGAGUGGGCAUGCAAAAAUUCAUUUGAAAUGUAGGAGUUGAGCUGUCUCCCUGCACACAUUGCUAGUAAACAUUGAAUGACGUGCCUUCUGGAGCUAAUUCAAGUAUCACUUGUGUAGUGUAGAGUGCACAAAAAUAGUGUGUGCCUAACCUCUUAUAUGCAGUGUGACAUGAUGCUUGUGUUUGGAUAUACUGCAAGCCUUGGCACAAAGGUUUGGCAUGUCUUCAUUCUAGCACUGUGCAUAUCUCAUGUCAGGCUCUGGUGAUUAUGAUGAUGUAUUCAGUUUAUUAGUUGCUUUUUGCAAUUUAUUAGUAAUUUGUUACAUAAGCCUCUAGAUGUCUUUUAAAAAAAAUAAUAAGUUCAGAAAGAGCAAUAUGUUGCAAUAAAAGCCAUUCAGUAACCCACAGAACUAUUGAUUCAGCUGCUCAAACUUAGUAUCUAAGCAGUUUAUCUUUACUGGUAAAGCCAUUACAGUGGUACCUCUGGUUCCACACAUUGCGGGUUACAAGCUCCACUAACCCGGAAGUCGCCGUUCCUGGUUGAGAACUUUGCCCUGGGAUGUGAGUGGAAAUUGCGUGCCAGAGGCGCGCUUUUGCCAGUGACGCCUCAUCUUACGAGUGGUUUUCAAUUACGAAUGGACCUCCGGAACAGAUUCUGUUCGUAACCAGAGGUACCACUGUAUAGAAUUAGCAUUGGUUAGUCUUUCUUAUUUAUGGGAAAACUUGUAGCAAUUGGCGCCCUUUUAUCACAUAAUAUGCAUGCAAAUGACUUUGAUCAGAUCUAUGCAUGCAGACUUAACAUUGUAUAAUAGGAAUACAUUUUGCACCAAACUCAUUAAAUGGGCUACAGACAAACACAAGAUACUCAAAAGUUGAAGAAGAGGAAGUUGCACUUGCUGUACAGGCUGUUGAUUAACCCAGGACCAGACUUGCCUCAGUGACAGCAAGCUAACCCAGUCAUGGUGAUCAUCUGUGUGAUGGGGCUGCCUCUAGCUAUAAACACACCAUAUUCCACCACAUCCUGUAUGGCAGUACAUAAAUAUUUCCCAUCACUCACCAUGUUCAAGUAAGGUUUGUGACAGCAGCCAAAUCAGUAUAACUAGUUUAAUAUUUUCAGUUAGAGUGGGUGUACUUUGGACAUGGUUUAUUGGAGUGAAAUAAGUCGUACAGGGUACCUCACAGCCCUUUAAAGCUGUACCAGGUUCCCUGUUUGAGUCUUGCAACCUGCUCAUGUAGAAUGAAUUGUUCCUUGGUUGGAAUGGUUACUUUCAAAGUAGUUUAGGUACACAGGGUUCCCAAGUAUAUAAAUUAAACCAGCUUGUGAUUUUUCUAGUAAAACAGUUGUGCAAACCUUGUUUUAUGUACAGUGGUACCUCAGGUUAAGUACUUAAUUCGUUCCGGAGGUCCGUACUUAACCUGAAACUGUUCUUAACCUGAAGCACCACUUUAGCUAAUGGGGCCUCCUGCUGUUGCCGCACCGCUGGAGCCCGAUUUCUGUUCUCAUCCUGAAGCAAAGUUCUUAACCUGAAGCACUAUUUCUGGGUUAGCGGAGUCUGUAACCUGAAGCGUAUGUAAUCUGAGGUACCACUGUAUUUUAGACAGUGGCAGUCAAAUUUCCUGACCUCAAAUUCAGGGUGAAAACCUCUAGGCAAUAUUUUUUAAACAUCCUAGGGGAAUGCUUCCCUUGUGUUCUUCAAUAGGAGUUUUAGGGCAGGAUUUUGUGGACCAGUGGCCCUCUUGAGCACUGGCUAGCAUAAUUAAGGAACAGGGAAAAUUUUGUUCUGAUACAAAGUAUCCAGCACACCUGUUCUUACAACAUUGUUUCAUUCACCCGAAUUCUGAUGAGAAAAUGUUAUCCAUAAGCACAAAUGAGCUACAAGCUUGGGACAUCAAAGGAUUCAGCUCCAGAGUGUUUACUAACAUUGAAAAGAAUGUCCAGAGUGGUUUUUCUUAAAUAUUUUGAUGUUGUUUUUAAUGUAAUAAAAAAGGCAAUCAGAGAGUGUGGAGUUGAAAAUGUAAUGCAUGCGGAAAUAAACUAGUAGGUGAGGAACAUCCAACUUCUAUGUUUCAGGCAAACUGGGGGGGAAAUAGCUUUUCUUGGUUACACUAAUAAGUAUUCUAGAGCAGUCUAUCCCCACUGGUAUAAAAAAUGUCUGACAUUAGAUCACAACCUUCUAUUUGCAUCUUAUAUCCAUCAGAGGCACAAAGUGCAAAAUCUCAUCCUGUCAUUUCCCCAAUGAAUGUCCAUGUGAAAUCUAACUAUAGCGUUCUUAUUUCUUGGCUAACAGUCUCUAAUGACUAUUUUUAAGUGAUAUAGGGAGUGUGACAGGUUAAUUGAAAAGAAAGCAGCAAGACAAAUGUCAGCCAGCUGAAAUUGGACCCCUUUUCUUCUCUCCCAUCCACUUUCUAUAUAGAAUUCAUAGAAUCUUAGAGUUGGAAGGUACUCAAGGUUCAGCUAGUCCCAACUCCUGCAGUGGAGGAAUCUCAGGUAUAGCAUCCAAGACAGAUGGCCAUCCAACAUCUGCUUUAAAACCUCCAAGGACGGAGAGUCCACCACCUCUUGUGGGAGACCGUUCCACUGCUGAACAGCUCUUACUGUCAACAUUUUUUCUAGAUGUUUAAUCAGAAUUUCCUUUCUUGUAACUUGAAGCCAUUGGUUCAAAUCCUACCCUCUAGAGCAGGAGAAAACAAGCAUGUUCCCUCUUACAUGGGGCAGCCCUUGAGAUAUUUGAAGAUGGCUAUCAUAUCUCCUCUCAGUCUCUUCUUUUCCAGGUUAAACGUUCCCAGAUCCUUCAACCAUUCCUCAUAAGGCUUGAUUUUAGAGAGGAAAGGGAUUUGUCAUCUUUUGGCAGAAACUUCUUUUGACUGACUAUUUAGAGAUAGUAUAUCAUGUUCUAGUCUUGGGUGCGUUUCUUUUUCACCAUUCAGUAUUAGGAGGGGGGAUUUGAGCAAAAUGUAUGGGGGAAAGGGGAGUGAAAGGGACAAGGAAGUGUUAGUAGAAAGGAAUUUGUUUCCUUUAUACAGUGGUACCUCAGGUUACAUACGCUUCAGGUUACAUAGGCCUCAGGUUACAUACUCCGCUAACCUAGAAAUAGUACCCCGGGUUAAGAACUUUGCUUCAGGAUGAGAACAGAAAUCGCACGGCGGCAGUGGGAGGCCCCAUUAGCUAAAGUGGUGCUUCAGGUUAAGAACAGUUUCAGGUUAAGAACAGACCUCCAGAACGAAUUAAGUUCUUAACCCGAGGUACCACUGUAAUUGGCAGAAAUUUCUUUUUCUGUCACCACUCUGGUGUUUCAGUACCAGCUUAAAUAAACUGAAAGCUUAGUUAAUUGAAUUGAUUGAACAAUUGAACAUAAAAAUGUCUGCCAUUGGCACACAUACAAAAAAAAAAUCUCUUAAUGGCAUAAGUUUUAAUGAGUUAUAUAAGCUGAACCAUUUAAUUUUGUAAAAAGAAACCAUAUAGGUGGUUAGUAAGUCCACAGCAUAGCUUUCUGUCAUUUUUGCUGACUCCAGCAUUCUGUGCACUCACAGGAGAUUAUUAAAACAAUUCCAUUUAAUAUUGUUGAGUAGCAGGAAACGUCACGAAUGAAAGGAAACAUUGUGGAAACUGUUGAAGUUCAUAAGCAAAUCUAUAUUCCUGUUUUGUAGGUGAUUGGGGGGAAAACUUUAGUUGGUGCUAUUUCGAAGAGUAGAGUUGUACAUAGUAAAUGUAUAAGUAUCCAUUAAUUUAUUUUCUGUUAUUUGUUACAUAUAUAGUCCACCUUUUCUCCAAAGAUUUCAAAGAGGCUCUCUCUCUCUCCCCCACCCCCCGCCCAGCCUCUCCAUUUUAUUACUGCAGUACACUGUGAGGUUGGGUAGGUCAAGGGACUCUGGGGUCACCUGGUGAUGUUCAUGGCAGAUGGGGAUUUAAACCUGAGUCUCCAAGCUCCUUGUUUACCACUUUUACCUGCUUCAGCACUCUAGCUCCCAGUUAAAUUAAUAACUCACUUGAUUAAACUGCAUACUCUGGGAUGAAGGGAACAGUUCAGUGGAACUCCAGUAACUGUGUCAAGUAUUACAGCCUGCAUAUUUUAAAAUAAUCUCCCAGUUUACACAGACAAGGUAUCAUUAUGUGUGGGAGAAAACCCUCUGCAAAACGGAAACCCUUUCUUUUCACGUUCUUACUCUUUCCCUGUGGAUUUGUCAUUCUGGCCGUUUUCAGACAGCACACAGCUUUUCUUUCAGUUGGAUUUUAAUACCCUAGUUUAGUAAGUAAGCUUUUAUAUCUUUUAAGGAUUUGUCUAACCCAUGUUUAAAAAUUGUUAACCUGCCUUGAACUCUCAGGAUAGGCUUAAUUAGAAAUAAUUUCAAGAGAAACAUAGAAUUGAUGUACUACUGCUUCAUUAAUUGGCAUGUACCCCACAGCAGUAUUCUAGUUUAAUGCGAGCUCUUAACUCCAAUUGAUUUGGCAAAACCCCCACUGGCCGUAUGUUUAAAUUAAAAUAGAAUGCCUUGUACCAUUUAAAAUGUUGUCAGAAGCAAGUUUCUAAGAGUUGUGCUGUAUUAAUAUCACAUUUCCCCCCCUUUAACAGCAAGGUAUUGGUCGACCAAGUGUGUACCAUGCAGUUAUUGUCAUCUUCCUGGAAUUCUUUGCUUGGGGACUGCUUACAACUCCCAUGCUCACAGUAAGUUUCCUAACCUGGGUGUUUUUGCUCAGAGCUGUGUAGUAUUAAUAAGUACUUUCAGAAUUAUAUGUGUUUGCCUGUCAUAAUAAUGGUCUACAUUAAACAAUGGUUUUUAUUUCUAAUUUCUGGUACUAUACUUGGAGGUUAGAGUCCUGCUGUUACUUGGCUCAUCUUCUUCCAUAGCUGCCUCCUUCAGCUGCCAUUACACCAGCAGGCCCUCUCCAUUAAGUUGGCACAGGCUAAAGGUGGCUAAUGUGUGGCCCUGCAGAUGUUGGUGAACUAGAACUUCCACCAUCCCUGGCUGUUGACUAUGCUGGCUGGGGCUACUGGGAGUUUAGGUUCAGCAACAUCUGUGUUGGGGUAACUGGACACCAUAAGGGUUUCAUUUCCUUCAUGAGUGUAAAUCACCCCAUGGAUGAGCUAAUCACAGGUGCAAGGUUAACCAAGCCAGUUUCUUUGGUAACAGCCCAGUGCCAUGACAAUAUCUGUCAUUAAUGUGUCAUUCUGUGAGUCUGCAGUUGGUAGUGUCUGUCUGUUAGUUAAUUACUAACAAUUACUUGUUCAGUGUUACGUUUUGAAUUGCUGAACUUAUUUAGAGAAAUGGAGAUACUUCAUAUUUGUACAGUAAUACCUCUGCGAACGUCCGCCUCGUCUAGCAUCCAUUCCGGCAAAAAUCCGUGGCAAAUCCAGAAAUACUGGAACGGGUUACUUGCGGGUUUGGUGCUCCUGCAUGCGCAGAAGCGCUAAAUCACACUAUGCGCAGAAGCACAAACUGCUCUGUGCGCAGAUGUGGCACUUUGCCCUGCGUCUUUUUUGACUAGCGGCCGGGGCUGCAAAACGAGGUACGACUGUAUGUAUAUAUCAGUAUCUGCAAAAGCCUAGAAGCUGUUUGCCUACCCGUGACUUAGUCAUUAUGUAAGAGCUGUUAUCUGAAUCUGCUUAGUUUCUCUUUCCUGUCUUUUGCCUUUUAUUGAUUAAUUUGUAAGCCAUCAUUUUAAAUUAUGAACCACCUUGAGUGCAGAAACAUGCUGCAUAAAUAUAGCAAAUCAGUAGUAAAUUGAUAUGAUUGGCAAGAAUGUAGGGAACGUUUUGAGUUGCCUCCCCACUCAAGUAGCAGAGUAAAAUUCAUCAAUGAGCUUGAACUACAAUAUAUAUGGCUUGAACAGUGUUGCUCAGUGCUCUUUUUGACCCACCCUUUUCAGGCUUCCACUUUUCAGGGGAUUAAAUUAGCUAUUCACAGUGAAAAUCAAUAAAGCAUUGACUUUAAAAUAGAGCCCAAUGCACAUUUUGCUAAAUUUGCUGAUGGCAAUCAGGUCAAAUGCUAAAAGAUUGGCAGGCUCCCUUGCCAGGCCAAAUCCCUAGUACAGUGCUGCACCUUUUUACUUCACUGGGCACAACCAUUUUAAUCUCAAACACCAAUUGCACCUCUCUCUUGGUGGAAAAAAUGAAUUGCAUUCCUCGUGGUUUAAAUAUGAAUCUAGCAAGCAUAUUUCAGAAGUGUACACUAUAUUCUGUUUUUGUUUAACUAAUCUAGAGCAGGGGUAGGGAACCUUUUUGGCUUCACGGACCAGAUCCUUAUCAGGAUCUGUCACACGUACCAAAUUUGUCAGGUGGGCAGGGCCUCUGAAGUCAGAUCAUACAGAAGCGGGGAGACUUGCAAAGGCCUCUGAGCUUAAAUUCCUGGACCCUGAUGGAAGAGAAGUUGUUAAACCCCCCCUUUUUAGCAGUGUAUUGCAGGCACACCAUGCAUGAAAAAAGGAACCAUGCCAGGUGCUUUUAGGGCAGCCUCUUUGUUUCUGAUAGGAACACAGGGACUGUCUAAAAAUUGCAAAGUGCCAUUUGAAGCAACGUCCCACUACUUACAGGGAGGGGAGGCUGUUUGAAAUGGUGCUUUGUUCUUCUCCUGUAAGCAGGUGGGAGUCCCCCAUUGCAGCCCUGAGACCUCCGGGUAUAGGGCGGUAUAGAAAUUCAAAUAAUAAUAAUAAUAAUGGCCCCGCCUCCCUUCUCCCACUGAUCAAAUUGGCCUGCAGGCCAGGGGUUCCCUACCCUUCCCUAGAGCUCAUGCAGAUAUAUAGAUAUAGACACACACACACACACACACACACACACACACAUACAUACAUAUACAUAUCCCUACACCUUCACCUUCACCUAUAAAUCCUGAUUUUCAUACUUCUUGAAUUCUUACUAAAUUGGAAGACAUCUUUGCUGGUCCAGUCUACCUUGCAAGUCUUGAAUUUAGCAUCUCCAUAUGGGCAUAUAUGUGCAAUGUUGUUAUGUCAGUUAUGUGCAACUUCUGGUACAAUAGAAAGCGACUUGCAACCUCCUAAGCUUAAGAAACAUUUGCUAUAGUACAAUCAUAUAAAUAUAAUGGAGAAAUGAAUAGAAUUCCCACUCAAAAUUAGACCUCAUUGAGUUCAGUGGUACUUACUCUCAGGUAUACAUGUGGAACAUUGCAACCUAAAUGUGCCAUUGAAUAGAACUUUUUUUUAAAAAAGGCAACAGUACAUACGUUUUGCCAUUGCUUUAGCUUAGUAUAUUUUUGCUUUCUAGGCACUUUGACUCAGAUGCUUGUUUGCUGUUAAAUUGUAAUAUUUGAAGUACAGGUGUGAUGUGUUCACAAUUGAGGCUAAGAACCUCAAAGAACUUGCUGUACAUUCAGAUUUCCUAUUUGGAUAUUGGUUUCUUUUGAACUGUCAGCUGGGUGUUAGAAUUUUAUCAGAUGGUAUGCAGAACUAUUGUCAGAAUAGAAGCAUGCUGGGUGCAUGUAAGCCUGCAGUUUGAUGUUUUAGAUCCUGCACUGUGAUGUUUAGAGGUGUAGUGCUCAAAGUAGUUAAACACAUAUACCAUAAUAUGAAUACUGCCGGCCCCCUCCCCAAUUGUUUUUAGUAGAUUUAAAUAGUUGGAAGUAUAACUGGGGUAGUGUGUUAAAGCUUGAACAUGCAGACACAUCUCAACUUUUUAAAAACACUUAAACAGCUUCUAGGUUCUGUUGAUUAACUUAUUCUUAAUUUUUUUAAUGAGAGCCAGCUGCUUGUUAACAUUGUGUUCAUCGUGGUAUCAUGACAGUUCUGUUUCUAGAGAAGGGGAAUGUGGGGCGAAAAAAAUCCAUAUAGCUCCCUUGUGUGCUUAUUGACUGGGGGAGUGACAGAUCUGUUAAAAAUACUAAAAGCCAGGUUUGGCAGCUGUUAAAACUACGCUGCUGUAUGGCUUUGGAUAAGAUGGGGAAGACUGAAAUAUAUUUGACUGUGAUGAGUUCUGAAACGGAAGUCAUGGUACUCUAGAUGGGUCAGUAGUGGCUAAGUAUUUAUGUUUUAAAGUAGUUUAGUAUAUUUUCUUUAAUGGAAGGUUACUUUGAAUAACAAUUUCUUCUCUUUAGGUCUUACGUGAAACAUUUCCUCAGCAUACAUUUUUAAUGAAUGGCCUCAUUCAAGGAGUUAAGGUAAUUAAAAAAAAGUCGGUUAAUCAUAACCAUUCUUGAACCGUUAAUUUUUGUAAGCCUAAUAAUAGCACAGUGUUUCUAAUACAUUGGUAUUGUGGGACUUAUCAUUUGUAUGAGACAAACAGCAUUGAUGCAGCUAUGAGAAUGAAAUGCUCAUUUUCAGAAUUUAAAAAGUCACAAAACUGUUUAGCUGCUUGUUGAGUAGUGUCCAACAAAGUAGUUCCACUAGCACAAGCACUUCCGGGCUACAUAAUAGAACUUCCCCUCCCUCUCCUUUCCUGCCAAUAUAUGCUUUGGAGAGCUGGGGAUCCCCCAGAACAUGGGGUGCACAGGAAGAGGAAGUUCCGUUGUACAGCCAGAAGUUGUGCUAACAGAACUAACACAUUGGAUUACCACCAUGAGGCUGCAAUUUAGUUGACAUUAAGUCAAAUUAAUCUUAAUUUGGGCUGCCUUCUGAGUAGACAUUUAUAUAAUUGCACUGAUGUGGAAACAAAUGGAGGUGUAAGAACACAUUCAGUCUUGGACAACUGACUAAUGUCAAAUUUGUGAAAUGUUGGAACCAGAUCAAUUCAAACUGGUAAUUACAUGGGGUAUGAAGCAGGCAUCCAAAAUCAUAAUUGAACAUUGAGACUUUGGUUGAGACUUUUUGGCAUGUUAUGAGAUGGAAUAAUUAAUAUUACACUAAAGGGACAGAAUUUGGGGGAUGUCAGUGCAGCAGCAGUGCAUAUGAAAUCUUCUCGAUCAUGAUAAGUUCUAUUAUUGUUUCAUUGUAAGUUCAGGGGAUAAUUUUCUCUAUUGCUGUUUAUGGCCCUAAGAAGAUAAUACAUGUGACCCUCCCCCAUUGAUUAAGGAUGCUGCAUAUUUUGUUUUAUUAUUGUAUCCCAGUGGAUACUUAAGGUGUCACAAAUAUCUGUAACUAAAGAACCGCAAUGAACAAACCUUUCAUACAAGGGUAAAAAUGUGAAAUCUGGGAUUCAUGUCAAAUUCUAAAUCUGAUAAUACCAUACAAAUAGUUGCUGAUUCCAGAAACCCCCCUGAGUGGACUUAUGUUCAUGGAACACUCCUGCUUGUGGAAGGUGAUUGACUUUGCCUGGUUUCUGAACACUCUGAAACCCUUCUCCAGAGGGUCAGAAGACAGUGGGAGGUGAAGACUGCAGGGAGAAUCUGCAAAAAUUGCUGCCCUCCCUCUUCUGCUGGGUCAUGGCCCAUGUUAGAAACUCUGAUAUAUAAGCUUGACACUAAGUGACUCCUUAAACCAGGGUUGCAGUCACCAAAAUGGAAUGUCUAGUUGCCCUUUGGGGGGCAGACGGCUCGAAAGUCACAUUUUUCAAUAUGACUUUUUGGUUCCUGAAAUUUCACUCUGAUUGUGCAGAUAAAAUAUAAUGGGUAGAAUUCUACAGGAUGUGUUACUAGGACGUGAAAACAGUCAAGAUCCCAGGCAUACUCCUCCAGAUGGUGGAGACAUCAAGCACCAUCCUGGCUCCUGGGCUUCUUCAGUUGGUCUCAGGUGACCAAUAGCCAGGUGCAAAAUGCAUCUGGCACCUGGCAAAUUUUGAAUGCUGGUCAUGGCCCCCUCUGAAUGGAAAGAGCCUUUUCAUUUGUGGGAAGGCUACUCUGAAUGUAAGCUUAUAUCAAUGUGUGCUGUAAAAAGAAGUUUUAUUAAAGGGUUUUCUGACUAUAGUUAAGAAACUGACGAUUGGUAGCUUGAUCUGCAGAAAUGUAUAUGAGGACAGGAAAAGAAGCUUUGUGUAGUAAUAAGUGUCAGGACAAGGUAAGAAGGUUAGCGCUGUGGUAAACCUUCCCUGCCUGUAGGAGAUGUUAUUUGAAACCGCUUUUUCUUGUUGAUGCCUUGAUUACUCAGAUCUGUCUGAAGUGUAUGCAAAUACUAUCUUUAAUCUGGCUGGUAAUAGUAAUGACUUUGACUUGAGUGAUUCCAGCUUUCCAACUGACUUGUGUCCAGAUAUUGAUAAAACCUGUAAAAUUCAUUUAGUAAUCCAUGCUCAAAUUCUGUGGGGAAGCAGUGUUGUCUACAGUGCACCUGAAACAAACAAACACAGAUAAAUAAGGCUGCCCUCCACUAACCUCACCCUUUUGUGGAAAGCACACCUAAUUCAUCAGAGAUAAGAAAGCAUCAUAAGUGAGCUUCAACCUGGCUGGUGACUGCUAAGCACAGUUUUAUACAGUGGUGCCUCGCAAGACGAAAAUAAUUCGUUCCGCAGGUCUUUUUGUCUUGCAAUGUUUUUCGUCUUGCGAAGCACGGUCCGUCGCAACUGCGCCUCUUCAAGCGGCUUUAAGAAGAAAGUGCAAGACGUUUUCGUCUUGCGAAGCAAGCCCAUAGGGAAAUUCGUCUAGCGAAGCAACACAAAACCGAAAAACCCUUUCGUCUAACGAGUUUUUCUUCUUUCGAGGCAUUCGUCUUGCGGGGCACCACUGUGUUUCCAUUAGCUUGUGUCUGCAGUUCUUUUCUAGUCUAACUUUUGGCUACCUUCCUAGCAAUUGUUCAUGUAAAAACCGUCUCUUUACUUCUGUUUGCGUGUGCAAAUUUCUGGUGCACCCUGCAACCUCAAGCUAUUAUGGAUAAAAUCAUAGCCUUCAGUCUUGAGACAUUUGCUUCAAUGAUGUAACAUAAAAAUCUCUGCAAUGAUGUCUUUUGGGAGAAUUGAAUGUAUUAAAAACUGAAUGACUUACCUGUAUCUUUUCUGUAUUUCAAAUAUUGUUCUAAAUAUAUAAAAGGGAUAAUACCAGAGAAAGCAGUUUGCAGAAGGCACGUGCACUUUCUUUUGGCAAAUUGUCACAUUUAGCAUAGCAGAUUCUUGGGCUGAGAUAUUGUUUAGGGGGUAUUGUUGGGGUUUUUUGUUGCUGCUGUUGACAUUAUUGUUUUGUAUAUUUAUUUUUAGAACUUACAGCGGUUUAUAUGGGAAUAGUUGGAAUUGUUCAUUUUUUGGUUGUGUACUUUUUGAUGUGUUUUAUUUAUUCUUUAUGACUACUUUUGCUAUGUUUGCAAUUAGGUAAUGUUUGUAAUCUUUUCAUGCUGUAAGCUGCCUUGAGCACGGUUUUAACUAUGGAAAGGCGAAAUACAAAUUAAAUUAUGAUGAAGUUAUGUAGAAUGGCGGCUGCUGUGUGCAAUUGUAAAAUUUUCAGCAUGGAUGAAAGUUGCCUACUGGAAGUGCCAAUUUGUAAAUAUUGUGGGUAUAUGUUAAUUGUUGACAGCGUGAUUACCUAGUUCAGUAAUCUUUGCCUAUGGAAAAAGCAUUUCCUGUGAGGGUCUUUUGCAUAGAGAAAAUUCAAACUUUGGGAAAUGGUUCAGAGUUCAGACACUGUCAGGAAAGUGGUUAGAGAGCAGAAACAAUUGGGAACUGGGAGUCUAAAACAUCUAGAAGGUACCAGUUGGGGAAGGUUGACUUAGUGGAACCUUGAGACUGGUAUGCUACUUAACUAAGACUUGUGUGGAUUUCCUGCCAGACAAUUAACAAUAAUCUGGUAUUGCAGCAAUGUGGAAUGGAUUUGGCAGGCUUUAUGCUUUACAAGUCUGACAAUUUCUCUCAUGCUACUUUGUGCUCCAGAAUGUAAGCAGAUGAAUAGCUGCUUUGUCUCCCGGGAUAAUUUAUGUUGUUGUUCUGUGCUGAAUGUAUUUUUCAUAUUGACAUUCAUCAGUUUUGCACUAAAGGGAAAUGGUUCACUCUUGUCUUCAAUCAGAAAAAUGCAGCCCAACAGUUGUAGCUGCCAUUUUUGAUAGGAUGGUUUGAGAAGAAAUUUGGAAAAUAUUAAGGGAUAAAAGUAGAUUUGGAGUUGACCCAUUAUUAGUGUUAAAUUUAAGUGUUCUAAUAUAGUAGAAUUAAUAUAUUAAGCGAUUUUACAGUAUAUUCUUGGCUGCGUUGGGGCUGUGAAAAUCUAAUCCCUGCACAUACAUUGAAAUUUGGACCUUGUGGUUGGCACCCAUGAGUUUUUAAUUGAUUAUUUGCAAAUCAGAAGGAGGUCUCCCAUCUCCAGUUACAAUUUAUUCUCAUUUUUGGCAGCCUUUUUGUCCUUUGUAUAAUGUGAAUUUUGCUUUAUGCAUGUAUUUUGCUUUAUGCUGUGGCUAUUGUGACCUUUAUGAAACUCUAAAAUGCCAUUUCUAGUCGGAAAGAAAUUGCAUUCCUCAUUCUGCUGAGGAUCAGUGUAUAUGUUCACUAAACAAUUCACCAGCACUUGCUUAGCAUCUUCACCUUUGCCUUUGAAACAGUCUUAUCUUACUCUUCCAGAGUACUGUGAGAUUGUACAAGUGUUUAGUGCAAUAUAGUUUGCAUGCCUACCCUGUAUGUGCUUUUUUUAUCCAAAAAAGAAAACAUUCUACCUAUGUUCCUGAUUGUUCUCUUUGGCUCUUUUAAAUCAUGCUUAUAUAAGAAGGCACAUCCCAGCAUGUAUAGCUAAUUUGCUUAUUACUGUGAUCCUCUGAAUAAAUUGUAGAUUAAAGAUAAAAGGAUAAAAAAUGCACUAAAAGAACUUCUAUUUCAUUCUUAGGGGUUUUUAUCCUUCCUGAGUGCUCCACUGAUCGGUGCUUUGUCUGAUGUCUGGGGAAGAAAGUCUUUCCUCCUUGUUACAGUUUUCUUCACUUGUGUCCCAAUUCCGUUAAUGAAGAUAAGUCCAUGGUAAGUGGUACAAAUGACAGUAGGUGUUUUUGGUGUAUGAAGGAAACUAGAAGAGAUAAAUCACUUUUCUCUAGUCAAUUAUCUCAAGUUAGGGUUCAAUUACUGCUGCAGGGUCCAAGUGUGUCAAGUCUGUUCUUUUAAUUGGGUUCUUCAAAAUGGAAUGCUUAAUUAAAGGUUGUAGAUUGAUGAUACUUACACAGUUUUACAACUAUCAAAUAAUCUUUGCAUAGUUACAUUACACCUUUCUCCUUUGCAGGUGGUAUUUUGCUAUGAUUUCGGUUUCUGGGAUUUUUGCUGUUACGUUCUCUGUGAUAUUUGCUUAUGUAGCUGACAUAACACAAGAGCAUGAAAGGAGCACUGCAUACGGACUGGUAAGACGAUUUCUGAAAAUAUUUCUGAUGCUUUGACAGUCAUAUUUAUUGGUAGUCCCUCAUUAUAUAGAUACUACACUCACUAUGUUUGAAUAAGGCACAUCCGGUUAUUUUGGGGGUUGAGAAGAUAGGCUUAUCUUGCAGCGGUGACAAAGUCAAGAAAAGAUGAUGUGUUGGAGGAGGGAGAACAGAGUCUUAGAUUUCUUUAUUCCUAGACACUCAGCCGAGAAACCGUAUCCUGCACAGGUAGAAGGUUGAGCAGUCAUCUGUGUUAAUUGUAGGUAUCCUGUAUCAAAAGACGUAGCUGGACCAAGUUACUUAAUGGAUUGUUUGAGCUCUGAUUCUCUUGGUAAGGCAUAGCAGGAGUUUAGUUUAUUACUAAUUGCUGAGUCUGUUGCUCAGCAUGGAGGAUGACAUUAAGACAGCUUGUUAAUCUGACAUAUGCUAGGUAACAUUUCUUUGAAAGUACCUUUCAGUGUCCUGGUUUCUUCCUGGAUGUAAAGGCAGUAUGGGCGGUCAUCUAUUCCUUAGGUUGUGCCUCCAAUAAGGUUGUCAGUGUAGGCUUUCAUUAGCAAAGGGAGGUUUCUUAUUUUCCUUCCUACCUGGGAUAGGCAGCAACUGACCCCUAAUAAGCAUCUAAUCCCAGAAUCGUAGAAUCACAGAAUUGUAGACUUGGAAGGGAUCCCGAAUAUCUCUUGCCCAUCCCCCCACAAUGCAGGAAUGGCUUUGAGUAAUGAUAAAGGCGCAUCUGAACAUUUAAAAAGAUCUGAACCAAUAGUGGAAUAUUAAUGCCACUUGACUUAAGUCAGAAUUCCCUCUACUGAGAAUCUCCAGUCUCAGCCCAGCAGGUGACUUGGUGUUUCCUUCCCUGAUAUGCUAUACUUGCAGGGGCUACCAAGGGUUAAAACUGGGCUAUUCCUUCUAAUUCAGUGCUUGUGCUUGUAUUCCUUUUUACACUCACUGAGUGAAAGCGUGAUUUUUAGAAUGUGUGUCUCUCUGAAUAAUGAUAAAAAAAGGAAUAGUAGGUGAAUUUCCAUAGUUUCUCAUAACAGCAACGCAGGUAUUACCACUUCCCAGCUUUCCCCUUGCAGUAUGUAAUGAAUAGUGAUAGGUGAGUUACUAUGGGAUGGCAGUUUCAUAGUGGACAAUCUUCGUUGCAUCCAGUGAAGCCAUCCUAAAAGUGCAAGGACUUCCACCUGAGCAGCAGGAUGUCUUCUCAUCAUGUGCAUCCUCUCUCUGGUGUGCUGGUUGAACCCCUAGAACAAAUUGGGGUGGGGUUGUAAGGAGACAGAGAGGAAGUCCCCUUGUGAUUGUGUUAGAUACAACCCUGAAUUGCCAAGAUACUGUAAUGCUCUUUGGAUGCGGUCUUCUAUGAAGUCAUUUCCUCUGCUGCUUCAUUAGUACAGAAGUACCAUGGCAACCCCUGAAAAAUAGAGUGCUUACAUAUCUUGCACCUUGCUAAAAACAUUUUUGAAGUGUUAAGCUGAAGUGGUGAUGAAGGAGGAAGGCAUCUGUUAGACAAUUUCUUUUUGUGACUUUUAGACCUGCUGCCUUGCAGUUUCUUAUAUUGAUGGGUUUUGUGGUUUUAUUAUAUGAUUUUAAUUAUACGCUGAGCCUAAUUGGGAUGUGUUUGAAACCCACCCUGGAACCAUUUAGUGAUGGUUUCAAAUACAAAUAGAAUAUUCUAAACUUAUUAAUUUAUUUACUAUGUAAGCUUUGACUGACAGAUUCACUGUUGUUGAACAGACAUGUUUUGUGGCAUAAAAAUAGUUCUAGAUUUCUUUUAAAAUAAGGAUGUGUACUGUUAAAGUAUGUUCUCCAGGUCGUUGUCUGACGUUUCUCGGUUUACCAAGCCAUUCUUUUAGCCUCGGGUGCCAGCUUCCUCCCAGUCAUUAACUAUCUGAGUCUCUGCGUUUUAGCAGAUAAAGUUGGGUCACACUGGCUAAACCAGGGUUUCCCAAGCUUGGGUCUCCAGCUGUUUUUGGACUACAAUUCCCAUCAUCCCUGACAGCUGGUCCUACUAGUGAGGGAUUAUGGGAGUUGUAGUCCAACGAAAGCUGGAUACCCAAGUUUGGGAAACGGUGGGAUAAAUGUACACCUCUUUCCCCCCCACCUCCACUAGUGUUAAAAAGCUACUGUCUCAACAGUUCAAGGAAAUAGAAAUAGUUGUAGUUCAAAUGCAAUUUGAUCUCAUUGCCAACUUCCCUCUAAAUUUAAAACAGGGCCACCAAGUGGCAGAUAUUGAUGUGGAAGACCUGGAGUUAGGCAUGGUCUACCAGUCAGCUGCAUAGCGGGGGAUGAACAAGACAGUGUGUGCAUACAGAAGAUGUACCGUAUUUUUUGCUCUAUAACACGCACCCGACCAUAACACGCACGUAGUUUUUAGAGGAGGAAAACAAGAAAAAAAUAUUCUAAACGAAACAGUGGAUGUAUGAUUUUUGUGGUUCAUGCUGUGGCCACAGACAUGUGAUCUGACGGUGAGUUUGGGGUAGCCCAAUGCAAAAAUCCUGAGGAUCCAUGUGGAUCCAUGUUUGUAACCACGUUUUUGCACCACUGUGGCCCCAGGCAACAGUGGGUGCGUGAUUUUUUUGGUGCAAACUGUAGCCAUGGACAUGCUAUGUGAUCUGAUGGUGAAUUUGGGGUGACCCAGUGCAAAACUCCUGAAGAUCCAUGUGGAUCUGUGCUUUGUAACCACGUUUUAAGUGGGGAGGGAAAGAAAAGCACUUAAGGGACAAGGAGCACACAUGGGGUGGGUGGAGAAGGAUGCUGCUAAUAAUGCAGAAGAGGGGUAUAAGGGGAGAAGGCUCCUCUCCUCUCCUGCUUUGCUCCUUUAAAGCAAGCAGGCUCUCUGUCCCUCUCUCCUCCCCACUCAGCGGCUCUUCUCCCACUUUGCUGUUUCAAAGCGAGCCACGGAGGAGGGAAGCAUUUGCUCUGUAACACGCACAGACAUUUCCCCUUACUUUCUAGAAGGAAAAAAAUGCGUGUUAUGGAGCGAAAACUACGGUAUACAAGGGAGGAGGGGUUUCACGAACAUAGAGAAAGCACAUUUGCUGCACUGUGCAAAUGUGUGUACUAGCUUGUUUUGGAUUCGAACACUGCUGCCCGUGGAUCAGACAGAGAUGGUGUGUGUGAGUGUGGGGAGAGGGGAAGGGGAAGGGAGAGGAAGGGGAAUGGGUUAGAUAAUGAAGGAAGAAUGGGAGGAAAGUGGGGUGGGAAGAAUAAAGUACAAGAUGAAUCGCAAGAUAAAAUUAAUUUAAUCCUAGCCUUGCAAGCCUAGGACUUGCCGAUCGGAAGGUCGGCGGUUCGAAUCCCCAUGACGGGGUGAGCGCCCGUUGUUCAGUCCCAGCUCCUGUCAACCUAGCAGUUCGAAAGCACCUCACAGUGCAAGUAGAUUAAUAGGGACCGCUCUCCGGCGGGAAGGUAAACGGCGUUUCCGUGUGCUGCUCUGGUCCGCCAGAAGUGGCUUAGUCACGCUGGCCACAUGACCCGGAAGCUGUCUGCGGACAAGCGCCGGCUCCCGGCCUAUAGAGCGAGAUGAGCGCGCAACCCCGGCUCGGUCAUGACUGGACCUGAUGGUCAGGGGUACCUUUACCUUUACCUUUUAGUCUUGCUUAUUUAAGUCUUCCUUUUGAAACUAGUGCAAUAUUGUGUAGCCUCUUUAGUAUAAAAAUUAGAUAAAAUAGAAAUGGUUUGAUUAGGUUGCAAGCCUGUUCACACUUAUCUAGGUGGGAAUAUAUCCCAUUGAACUCAGUGAUGCUAAUGUAACAUACCGGUAGACUUGUAGGAUUUCAAGGUCAUAUGCUCAAACUCCCACCGUCUCUGAUCAUUUACUGUGCUGAGUGGGGCUCAUAUGAGUUGUCUAAAACAUUUGGAGCAUAGCAGGUAUGGGAGGGCUGAUCUGUAUAAUGAGUUUUUUUGUGUGAAAACAUGCAGAGAUUUUAAACUAAUUUAUUAUGUAUAUGAUUAUCCUGAAACUCAAUAUUCAAUAAAAUUGGGUUCCAAGUUAUCUUCAAUCCAAGUGCUGACUAGGUAUGGUGAAGGGUGUCCAAACUGCAUGCAGCGUAUUAGGCCCAGAAAAUGCUGUUUACAUCCCUGCAUAGCUGUGUUCAGAUAAACCACUGUAGGAAAUAACAGUUCACAGCAGCAUCAUAUAGCUGGGCGAAAGGGAUGGUCUUGAGGAGGAUGGAUAAAUUCUAGUCCUGACAAAAUUUAAGUUAAAUACAUAAAGGGAGUGAGGGAAAGAGACUAGGGAAAAAAUAUAGAGCUGAGUACAAGAGUAGAGACAUUUAAAGGCAAGAAGUUCAUAGUAAAUGUGAAAUGAAAGACUAAUCCAAUAUAAAACAGAAAAGUGGAAGAUGUGAUUGAAGCUGUGUGCAGAGCAAAUGAGGCAGGUGGCAGAAUUAUGAAUAGAAGAUACCUUAAAACAGCUGAAAGGGCCAUAAAGAUGAGCAUUGCAAUAAUCCAAUAUAGGAACGAUGAAGCCAUAGUGAGAAUUUCAAAAAUAUAAAAGAAUGAAAAGUGCCAACUCUUGGGUAGAGGGUUGAAUCUGAAAAAGAUGGAUCAGAUUUGACACCUAAGUUAUUACCAUCAUUAUUAUUAAGGGCAUAAAACUCUACUGAGCACGGUAUAAAGAAUAAAAUACAAGCAUUUGUCAGUGGCUUAACAAUCUUAAACACACUUGCGAAUAAGAAAUAGUGAUACUACCAAGAGACAGAAGGGGGAUAAAUUGUUCUAUAAAUGCUCUGAGAUGUUGCAGUCUAGUUCCUUAGGGCUGCUAGAUUUAUUAUGUAUUUUUAAAACUGGUCCCCUGCCUUUCUACUUUAAUCCCCUAACUGUUCAGAGAAAGCCAAAGGUUAGAGUGGAAAACACUAUUUGCAACUACCCCCAAACAGUUUAAAAUAAAAAUGAGCAUAGUUAUAAAGCAGCUUGAAAAUCCCGCCCCCAAUGUGUAAGUAGAAUAAUUGAAAAGUUUUAAUGCCUUUAGGCUUCUGGGAUACAAUUUUCUGUCUUCCUCCAAUUGCCAAUAGGUCAUAAAGGCAAAGUGGAAUCUAAGAGAUAUGUACACCCCCCCCCAAAAAAAUGUUGGUUUUCCAGCUGAGUUUAGUUGUGCUGCACUCAUGUAUCCCAUGGAAAGAAAUGUUUGCUAUGGUCCUCGGCACCUGAAAUGUAGACGUUGUGAUGGUGCUUCUUAAUGCUUCUGUAGAGCAUCAAGCCUGGCAAAGCUUCAUGCCUAUCCUCAAGAUCAGGGUUUCCCAAACUUGGAUCUCCAGCUGUUUUGGGACUGCAACUCCCAUCAUCCCUAGCUUGGAGGACCAGUGGUCAGGAAUGAUGGGAAUUGUAGUCCAAAAAACAGAUGGUGAGCCAAGUUUGGGAAACACUGCUCAAGAGUCUUCAGUAUAGCUAUUGUUAAUAUCAUAAUUUCAGCAGCUCACCUUAGUAGGUAGAUAUUUCUGUCAAAAUGCAUGGUGGCAGAAAAGGCUGUGGGCAGUACACAAAAUGUAGUUCUCUUAGCACAAAGACUUCAGCUGCACAAAGGAACAUCCCUCCCUCUCCUUCCCCAUAAAUCUCUUCUGGGCGUUCCUCCAGCCCUCUGGAGAAGAUUUGGGAGGCCAUGCUGGAGCAGAGUGGGGAAUGUUCCAUUGAGCAUACAGAAACCUUUGUGCUAACAAAACUGCUUCAUUGAAUACCACUCUUCUGGUACUCUGUUGCAGGAAUUGGGAUUUGGGAGUUAGUGCAUUUGAGAUAGUUCAGGUUUCAGUUGGUGAGGAAUGUUAAGUUGCUCAUGAGGUCAUAACUAAGCAGUAAAAUCCAAUGUCUUCUUUUUAGGUAUCUGCAACAUUCGCAGCCAGUUUGGUAACUAGUCCUGCCAUUGGAGCACACCUGUCUACUUUAUAUGGCGAUAACUUGGUUGUAUUAAUUGCUACGGUGGUGGCUGUUGUAGAUAUAUGUUUCAUUCUACUCGCUGUACCAGAAUCUCUACCUGAAAAAAUGAGGCCACCUUCCCUUAUAUCAUGGGAACAAGCAGACCCAUUUGCAGUAAGUUACUGGUUUUUUGUUCAUUCUCUUUUAUUAGUCAGCAGUCUGAUAUUGGUGCUAAAUCUAAUGCAGUCUCCGGAAACAGAAGCAUUGUGUCCUGAUUAUAGGAAGUAAUAGUUCUGCUUCAUUAUGUUCUAGUUAGGCCUCAUCAGGAGAAGAUAUAGUAGACCUUUUCUCUGUUGCACCAGGCACCAAGACUAGCCCCAAGCGGUAGAAAUUGCAGAGAAGGAAGUUGCCGCUAAACAUUAGGAGACACUUCCUAAUGGUAAGAUCUGUUCAGACUGCCUCAGGAAGCGGUGGGAUCGCCCUUGCUAGGGGUAUUUGAGGCUGGUGGAAGCUGUAUCUUACAUUGCAUAACCUGCAUCAUUCCAGGGGUUGAACUACAUGGAUUUCCAAAGUCCCGUCCAACUACUAUAAGAUACUUCAUGGCCGCAUGCAUCUUCAGCAAAGUUUUUCAUUCAUUUACUAAAUCAGAAUUUCAUUAUAUAUGCCUAUGGUAGCUCUUCGAACCCUCACCCACGUCUAGGAACAACUCUGACUUGCCACACUUUCCUAAUUAUAAUGGUAGACCAAUCAUGGUGGUACAAUCUAAAUGAUGAUAAAACUCUGAUGGAACCUUGUACAGGUUUGUUCUAUUCCUAAAUAAUGCAACUGUAGGAAUGUGGGAACUAGACAAGCCAAUGCCCCUUCUGAAGAGAAGGUGCUCACCAGGUAAUAUACCUGAGAUCUCAGACCCUUGUACCCUGAAGGUAUAAUGCACCCAACCUGAGUACCGCAAAUUUUAAGACUCAUUCUAGCAGUUCCAGUGCUAUCUUACGGGAAGACUAGGGGUUGUCACCCUGCCAAACUGCCCUUUCUUUAUCCUCCCUGCACAGCUUGCCCUAUGAGCUUUUAAGGGGGGGUGGGAAGCGCUUCAGAGUUUGGUUUGCCAAACCAUUAUCUGAAGCACCUCCUUCUUUGUUAAACCUUGCAGCUGUGUUCAGCAAAGGGAGGAGGCACUUCUGAGAAUGGGUUGGCAAACUGCUCUCUGAAGCACUUUCCCCUCUGUUAAACAGCUCAGUUAGGCUGCCUGCCCGUCCCCCCUUACAAUUUUGCUUGUUUGCCCCCCUGCUUUCUGCUCUGUCACCAUGCUGGAGUUGGUGUGGCUAUCUGUUAGCAGCCACCUGAACUGCAGCAUGUCAACAGCAUUGCAUUUUUAUGUAUAUAGCAGGGGUGGCCAACUCCCAAGAGACUGCGAUCUACUCACAGAGUUAAAAACAGGCAGUGAUCUACCCCCUUUUGGGGGGUUCAGGUCAAAGUUGUUGAGUUUUUUCAGGGAGGAGGUAAAAUUUUGAGCUUUUUUAAGGGGAGCCACAGUUGUUCAGCUUCUUUGGGAGGAGCCAAUGAUCUGCCAGUGAUCUACCGCAGAUGUCCAGUGAUCUACCGGUAGAUCACGACCUACCCAUUGGACAUGCCUGGUAUAUAGGAGGAAGUGAAUAGGAAACAACAUUAUCAGUGGUUGCUAUAGCCGAACUUCACUGACUUAGGAGCCUUUGUUACUGAGCAGAAUAGAAUCAGGCUUUCGGAACAAUCAAGCUAUUCAUUUGUUUAGUCAACAUUACUUUUAUGAAUUUGAACAGAGGUCCAUCUAAAUUCAGCAUUAGGAAAUUAUCAUGGAAACUCAAAAACAGGAGAAAGGUUUAUUUAAAGCAAACCACAGAUGGAAUAUAUUCUGACAAAUGCACUCAUUAGCGAAAAAUAUCACCUGCUCAGAAUGUAAUAAUCCUUUUCAGAUGGUUCAUUUUGACUUGCUUUACUUUUUUGACAGUCUUUGAGAAGAGUUGGAAAAGAUACUACAAUUUUGCUGACUUGCAUCACUGUCUUUCUUUCUUACCUGCCUGAGGCUGGCCAAUAUUCUAGCUUUUUCCUAUAUUUGAGACAAGUAAGUAAUUUAAGGUAGUUUUUGAAUAUUGUACAAGUUGUUCUUGAUAGAUAAAUUAAGAAUACAUGCAGGGAACAAAUGAAGCCUUGAAAGUAUCAAACAUGUACAUAGUAUGUAGCUGCUGCAUUUAUUAAAAAUAUAUAACACUUUUUUCUGAAGAAAAUAGCAAAGAAGUUUACACAGUAGUAAAAUCGCUAAAAAUACAAUGAAAGCAAAUUCGUAAAACUAUAAAUCAGUUGUGCCAUACAGUUACAGCAGUUAAUGAAAUUAAACAGUGUAAUCUAGAGUUUAUUCAAAAUGCCAGUCAUUGUUAAAAAUGCAAAGCUGUUUAAAUAGCACAGUGCCAAAAAUCAGGAUUGCAUGACUAAUAAUUGUAUUAUCGCAGUAGAUCCCCACCCACCCCUUUUUAAAAGUAGGUCAAGAAGUUCAAAGGUAAUUUCUGAUUCCAUAUUGGGAACUUCUACUCAAAAGAAAGUUUCAAGCUGGGCCUUGAGAUAACAAGGGGUUUUCAGGAUGUGGUCAUAGGCAUUAUUGACAUAUACCAUAUUGUAUGGGUUUUGUUCUGAAACUUAUAUGGGAUGGAUCCCAGCAUUUUGUUUUUCUUAUGAAAGGAUCCCUUCCAUGUGCAUGGCUCUCCUGUUGACAGAGCAAAGAGUUAGGAUCCAAACCGUUUGGGUUUUUUCUUAACUAUUUGAAAACACCCGGAACCUGCUCUGAAUUGGCAUGUUUCUGCAUUUGUAAAACAAAACAAGCUUGGAAUAAUCUCCAAUAUUAUUGUUAGGCAAAAAUAAAGGCCCAAGGCUUUCUGUUCCUGGUAGGCGAAGCAAAUGAGCAGAACACUCAAAUCUUCCUUGAACAUCACUUAAGAGAAGAUUUUAAUUAAGCAGUAUAUAAGUUGUUUGCAUAAAAUUAAAUAAAAACCCUCUCUGCUCCUCUUUUAGAUAGAAGAAAAAGCUUAAUAUGCAUGAAUAAUGAUCCAAAUGCAGAGAAUUGCAUAUGUGACAACAAUGCAUUUAACUUCAUGUUGAUGUGUUUGCUCCAAACUAGCAGAUCCGUGGGGGCAUACUUUAUUAGUAUAAUAAAAUUAAGGACCAGAAAAUGUAAAGGCACACCAAGAGGAUGGGAGAUACACAUAGCAUCUUAGGUUGCAUAUGUAGACAUAAUGUUCGAUUGCGGCUUAAAAAGUAGACCUAAGCAGCAACUGCUGAUAGACAUAUUCAGUAGCUUGUUCAGGAUACAGGGGAUUAGCUCAUGUAACUGGGUAAAAAAUAAAAAGUACACCAAUGGAAAAGUUAGAUUGCCUUUUGUCAAAUUAGAAUUGGCCCAUGGCAGUUUGUUUUCCUGCAUGUUUGCUGUAAGGCUGUGAUCUUGUAUACACCUGGGCAUUCCUGAUAAUGCAAACACCUCCCCUCAAGUGUAGUUCAGUGAGUAUGAAGGAAAAUGCAUGACUUACCGUAUUUUUUGCUCUAUAAGACGCACCAGACCACAAGACACACCUAGUUUUUGGAGGAGGAAAACAAGAAAAAAAAAUUCUGAAUCUCAGAAGCCAGAACAGCAAGAGGGAUCGCUGCGCAAUGAAAGCAGCAAUCCCUCUUGCUGUUCUGGCUUCUGGGAUAGCUGCGCAGCCUGCAUUCGCUCCAUAAGACGCACACACAUUUCCCCUUACUUUUCAGGAGGGAAAAAAUGAGUCUUAAAGAGCAAAAAAUACGGUAAAUAUGGAAGCAUAAUACAUAGGUUGGUGGUUCUUUUUAUUUCCCGUAAGAGAGUUCAAUUUAUAGUCUUAUACUAAAUAUGACCUUAAUGUCAUGACCUAUAUUUGACUGGAUGUUGAUACGGUAUUUUUACCUAGUCUUGACUGCCGUCUUCCUUUCCCCACCCCAACUCUUAUUUCCACCUCUGAAAUCACUUUACCUUCCAGUCUUCCAAAUUUGUCCUUACUGUAUGAAAAUCUACUGUACUGGGUUGCUUUAGUUUUGUAAGCUGCCUAUAAAUGUAAUUGUUCUUCACUUACUGUUUCUUUGAACUUUACACGCAUUGUUUUUGUGUUAUCUGCAGGUGAUAAAAUUUGAGUAUGCCAGCAUUGCAGCAUUCAUAGCUGUGAUAGGAAUUCUGUCUAUCGUUGCGCAGGUAAGCAUUUACAAUCCUAUGUCUUAGGUGACAGCUCAUAAUAAAAGGCAAAUAUUAACGAUCAGGGUGAUAAGUGAUUUGCACAUUAAGUACAUAAUGUGUUCUGUGGGGAGGUUGAGAUAGAGGUGCGCAAAUUGUGACUGAAUUCUUGUGGCCUUCUUGCAGACCACAGGUGAUUAAAAACAGUCUUGACAUUCUUUGGGAGGAACAAAACUUCGUCCAUGAAACAUUUUCUAAUUUUCUGAGAUUGUUAAUUUGGGGUUUUCAUCAGCUGUACGCCAUAAUCAUCACAAUUAUAACAAAUAAAGGCUUGACGUAUCUUGCUUUGAAUGUCACGAGUCUAUCUCAUAUAUUAGUUUCACCUUUUAAGUUGAAUUACUGAAAUAAAUGAACUUUUCCACGAUAUUCUAAUUUUUUGAGUUUCACCUGUACAGUUCUUGAACAUUCAACCAAGCCUGUAACUUUUUAAUAUGUAAUAUACAAUGAACCAAGAUGAGAUGUAUGGUUUGCUGCCUAAUGCUAUAUUCCUUUAAGAAAAAGAAAAGAAAAGAAAAGAAAAGCGGGAUCUUGUGCAUAAAGGUGUCCCUGCCUGGUUUCUGUUAAGGUUGUUACAUUUCCAGCACCUUUUCAACAUGGAAGAACUUCUAGCUACGAUAGAAUGGUGUGCUUGUUUAAAGUUUGAUGCAGGCAGGGAGAACAUUUUUUACUCCAGGUCUGAAUAACAUUGAUACACUUAGGGUCCGUAUUAAAAAGUUUAAAAGUGCUAACAAUCCUGGGAUAAUAAAAUGGUAUUUGGCCUGGUGCGGGAAAGGUAUCUGACUGGUUUCCUGGAGAACAUUUUUAAGCUGGAGUUCUGCUACUCAGAAGUCCUCUCCUUCUCCUUUUCAUAUGAGUUGCUUGUAUUGUAUAGUAUAAAUGCUUUACCAAAUGUCUGCCUUGGGUUGUAAGACUCAUUUAGGGCCGAGAGCUGCACACACAAUUUGACAUCUGUUUGAUGUGAGGCUGCCUUAAGAGCCUGCCCAUCCCUAGAUCCCCUGCAUGGUUAGGGAUUAGCAGUCCAGAACUGAAGAGAAUGCAGUCAUAAAAAUGGGAUGGGGGAUGAAAUUGCAGUGGUUGGGAGUGCCAGAAAGGAAGGAUGUACAUGAAUACUGAUGAAAUCAUUUUUCCAAUUAACUAUUGGAGGAAGUGCUAGGGAAGGGGCGGGGAACAUUUUGCUGCCUGUGGGUCCCAGAUCUUCCCAUUGGGCCAAAUUUGAUAGGAGCUCAGGGCCAGCCACCUGUCCAUCCCUUGAUAUUAUUAUGAUGAAGUCCCAACAGUCGCAAUAAGCAAGUAAUUUUAAAGGCAAAGGGUUUUCCACCCAUCCCUCCACCCCGUCAUCUCCUGUUUGGGUCUGUGGAUGCUUUGGAUGCUUUCAGACAACCCCUGCGUUCUGUUGCAAAGAACUGUGCAGGUUUUAACCCCUACUCAUCAGCUAAUGAGAGAAUCUUACUAUCUAUCCUUUACUGAGAGCAGGAUAUGCAGCCAGUGCUGGAUUUAACCCUGUCUUCCUGCCAAACAGCUUACGUUGCCAGUCAUGUCAGUUGAUGAGUGAAUGGGUGGGCAUGUUUUGGGGGGAAACAGCCCAAAUUGGAUCCCUUAGCUCAUGGAUAGGCAAACUUAAGGCCCAGGGGCCGGAUCCAGCCCAAUCGCCUUCUAAAUCCGGCCUGCGGACAGUCCAGGAAUCAGCGUGGUUUUACAUGAGUAGAACGUGUCCUUUUAUUUAAAAUGCAUCUCUGGGUUUUUAGUAGGGCAUAGAAUUCGUUCUAACCCCCCCCCCCAAAAUAUAUAUAUAGUCCAGCCCCCACAAAGUCUGAGGGACAGUGGACCGGCUCCCUGUUCAAAAUGUUUGCUGGCCCCUGGCACGUCACAAUUGGCCUGCAGGGCACCCCUGAGCUAUGGUGACAGUUAAGAACGUGCAUUUUUGAGUAGGAAAUCCCCAGUUCAAAUUUUGCCUCGGCUGUGGUUUCACUGGGUGGAAUUAAAGCCCUUAAUUCUUUUGGGUAGAUACUCAUACGGCUGCACUGUAAGUGAUUAAUUUGAAGCUUUGUGCUUCUAACAGUAUCUUGUUUAAAAAAUGUAUGUACAGUGGUACCUCGGGUUACAUAUGCUCCAGGUUACAUACGCUUCAGGUUACAGACUCCGCUAACCCAGAAAUAGUACCUCGGGUUAAGAACUUUGCUUCAGGAUGAGAACAGAAAUCGUGCUCCGGCGGCGCGGCAGCAGCAGGAGGCCCCAUUAGCUAAAGUGAUGCUUCAGGUUAAGAACAGUUUCAGGUUAAGAACGGACCUCCGGAACGAAUUAAGUACUUAACCCGAGGUACCACUGUAUUGGCAAUUAAAUGUUUUUUAUUAUAAAUAUACAGAGAACUUUCCAAUUUUAAAGCUUUUUUCUACAUUAUUUAUUAUCUUUUUUUGUAGACUGUUUUUCUCAGUAUCCUAAUGAGGUCUAUAGGAAACAAAAAUACUGUGCUCCUUGGCCUUGGCUUUCAGAUGUUCCAGCUGGCUUGGUAUGGAUUUGGUUCCCAGCCUUGGUAAGUGCAAUAAUGGCAGAAUAGCCAUGUCUCUGCCUGCUUGCUUCAGUGCUCUUUCUAAUUCUUUUACCCUUGGGUGUACUUUUAUCUUUCAAAUUGCUGCAAGUCACCUUGGGUGGCUGUUUGGGCUGGCAGUGGGAUCAGUAAUGGCAAUGUAGAAAUACUUUGAUUAAUUAAAAAAAAAUGGGUUUUUUUUCCGAGUGCUGAUCUGAACUUUCUAGACCAGUAUUCCUCAGCCUUUUCGUAUCUGAAAAUCCUUAGUCCCCGUGUGCAUUUGUCGACCUACUUCUUAAAUCUUUUCGUAGGGCAGUAUCCCGUAAAGUAAUUCCAAUAGCUCAAUAACUUCUGUUUGUCCAGUGGAACUUCCCCUUCCUCUCCCGUCCUCUCCCUAGGUUCCUUCCACUCCCUCCCCAGAUCUGCUCUGGAGGGUUGGAGGAAAACCCAGAACAGAUUUAGUGGAUAUGCAGGGAGCGAUACUAACGGAUCUACUUCAUUGGAAACCAUCCCCUAUAUUUGUAUGGUGGUAGAGCUCUUUAGUUUUAGUUGGAUCAAAUUACAUUAGAUAAUAAUGACAUUCUAGACUUGGAGGGAUGGAACAACAGAUACGGCUGGCAUGCCUAUCUAAUUUACAAUAAAGCGGCGGUGCAUAAAGAAUUUCUAAGUCAUGUAAUUAGAUAUUCGUUAUAUAAGGUCUGGGUGAGACACAGAAGGUUGUUAGAACCGAAAACCCCAUGGUGGGUUUUACCAUUGGAAGUGAUAGCGGUCAAAAAGAAAAACCCGACAGGAAGAUUGGCGACAUACCAGCAGCUCCUAAAGGAAGAACAGGGCCAAUUAAAAUUAAGACCAUACGAAGACGUGGCCCAAUACUGCACCACAUGGUUACAAUAUCAUCAGAUUGCCCAAAUAUUUAAUCAGGACAGAGCUCUUGUGGCCCUCUUUUGGUUUGGCUGCAAUUAGUGGGGUCCCAAGCCACACACUGAAAAGCAUUGUGUUAAGACCAAUGGAAAAAAAAUUCCAUUCCUUUAGCCAUUCUACUGAUUUCCACCUAACUUGCAAGUUCACUUUGUUGCCACACUUCUUUGUGAGUGUUUCAUACUGGUGUGAUUCAUGUCUGCUUUUUAACUUCAGGUAAUAUAAAACUACUGCCUCAGUUUUGCCUUGCUAUGCUGUAUUUUUACCCGAAAGCUCUUGCUUGUAGAUGAUAAGAUUCUUUAUACAGGCAUUGGCAUUCCUGUGGAGUAUGUUAUACUCACUGGCUGUAGCAAUUAUUUACCGUAUUUUUCCGUGCAGAAGACUCCCCCAUGUAUAAGACUCCCCUUAUUUUGCGGGACUCCAAAUUAAGAAAACAGCCCUCAGCACUACCUGUGUAUAAGACGAACCCGAAUUUCAAACCUAAUUUUUUGGUAAAAAAAACCCGUAGUCUUAUACACGGAAAAAUACGGUACUUAGCCACAGUUAUUGUGCGAAAUGAGCACCGCCUUCUUAGUACUAUGGACUCCGCUAGCAGCCGCUGGUGGUGUGGGGAAACAUUCUAACUGUUGGUCCUGAUCCAUUUCAGUGCUGCUAAAAAUCACAGCUAGUGGGAUAAUAAACUUCCCCUGGAAUGUUGCAAACCCUCAUGGCAACUGUACCAUGUAGUCUGACUACAAUUCUAACGCUUCCAACAAGGUACCCCAAUAGCUGGAGAGUUAGUUUUUGCUUCUGCAUAGCUCCUUCAUUACAAGUGACGUAAUGGCUUUGCUUUGUGUCUUGCUCUCAGGAUGAUGUGGGCAGCUGGAGCUGUAGCAUCCAUGUCAAGUAUUACGUUCCCAGCAAUCAGCGCUCUUGUGUCACGAAAUGCAGACUCAGACCAACAAGGUGAGUACAGUGAUUUUGUUUUUCAUAGAAUUGUAGAGUCGGAAGGGACCCCGUGGGUCAUCUAGUCCAGGGGUCAGCAACAUUUUUCAGCAGAGGGCCAGUCCAGUGUCCCUCAGACCUUGUGGUGGGCCGGACUAUAUUUUGAAAAAAAUAAUGGACGAAUUCCUAUGCCCCACAAAUAACCCAGAGAUGCAUUUUAAAGAAAAGCACACAUUCUACUCAUGUAAAAACACCAAGCAGGCCCCACAAAUAACCCAGAGAUGCAUUUUAAAGAAAAGCACACAUUCUACUCAUGUAAAAACACGCUGGUUCCCGGACUGUCCGUGGGUCGGAUUUAGAAGGUGAUUGGGCCACACCCGGCCCCCGGGCCUUAGGCUGCCUACCCCAGAUCUAGUCCAACCCCCUAGAAUGCACAAAUAUGUAGCGGUCCCAUAAGGGGAUCAAACCAGCAACCAUGGCGUUAUCAGCCCCACUCUCCUAUGUUCUAGGAAACCAUGUUCUGUGAAGCAUCUUUCAUAGAGCUAUUUUCUUUCCAACACCAGCAUGCAAACAUUUACCUGUGCUUCAGAAAAAAAUUUGCUUUUGGAUGUUCACAGUACUCUAGACAAAGUAAGUGGUGGUAUUAUUGAUCUUCACAAAUGAUGAUUCUUUUUUUAUGCGGAAGACACACAAUUUUACCCUGGUCUUUGACACCUGAGACACAUGUUUACAGGACCGGCUUAAUUCCUGUAACACUAAUUCAUUUUAACUGUUUAUAAUUUUAUAAUCUGCUCUGAGGACCUGAUCUGAGGACAGGUAAUAAUAAUAACAAGUAUAAUAGUACACAGACUUUGGUACAAUUUCCAUGGAAGGCUGAUUGUGGUAGAUUAUUUUUCUCUUCCAAAAGUACUUUGACCGUAGCUGAGCCUUGUUUCCAGAACUGUUCAGUAUUAGUGAUGACUAAUUAAAAUAUACUCUUUGCAAAUUUGGUCUCACAGGGCCAGCAGGAAUGUGAGAAUCUUGCAGUUGGUUAUCCCAGCCCCUUUCCUGGCCCAGUAGCAGGCUCUGUGUGAGAGAUUAUCUGAACAGGACAUACAGAUUUGGUUCCCUUUCCUGUGUAGGAUAUCUACAGUUUUUGCUGAUUUGCCCAGAAUGGGGCUAAAUUUGUUGGCAUUAACGUGAGAAAACAUGACCUUUUAAAAGUAAUUUGGGUGGGUAAGUGCAAGUUACAGCCGAAGAAAUCCCAGAGUUCUUCCUCUUUUUUCAAUUAAGAAUCCUUUGAAGUAUUUUUUAGCAGUUAGGAAGUUGAUGUUAACACCCUCUAGUGGUGAUUUGAACAUGUGACAAGUUAGUGUUUCUCAAACAGUGGAUCAGGACCCACCAGAGAGCCUUAGGCCACUUUUUGGUGGGCUUCUGUGCCACAGUUUGCCCAGUGCCUCCACACUUGCCUGCCCCAUCUGCUCACUAUGCCACACAGCCUUUUAGUCAGACCAGUUCUGACUCAUUUCAUGCUAAGUAAAGGUGGUCGGGAGACAGAAGUUUAGGGAAGGGUGAUGGAAGGAAGGUCUGUCUUGAGCAGCGAUGGCUGGAGGAGGUGUUGAAGGAAAUAAGAUAGAGAUAAAAGCUAAAUCUUUAUUAUAAUUAUUCAGAAAUAAACCGGGAAUAGAAAUGAAAGGGAUAAGAAACAAAAGCAGUAAUAGGUGGAAGAAGUGAUCGUAAAAGGACCCAGAGAGGAGGGAUGCAAGGAAUGGUGAGGUCUUGGGCUGCAACUGGGGGUGGGAAAGCUAAAAGUUGAAUGUUAAAGGAGACUGGGAGAAGGAAUGACAGGAGAUGGGUGUGAAUACUUUUGAGCAGCGUGUAGAGAUGGAAAGGGAAAAGCCUCUGCAUCAGCAAAUUCUGCCUAAAAUGAGGCAGCUAAGUGACAAGACUGACCAAGCAAGUGUCUGUAUUUAGUCUGAGGAAAACUUGCCGCAAGGAAAAUGCUGUGGCAAAGAAUUUUAUGUUUUCCAAAGAUUAAAUGUGGGCAAUAGAAACUGAUGCCAGCCAGCUGAUUAUGCCAAACUCCACUUCCGUCGACCACCAUUUUGCGGUUCAUUCCUCUCUUGCACUGCCAUUUUGUGAUUGGUGGGCUUCAGUAAUUUUCAGUUACCUUAAGUGGGCCCUGGGGGCCAGAAAAUUUGAGAACCCCUGGAUCAGAACUUUCCUCUUCCUUCAUUGAAACAAGUAGACUAAUUUAGUCAUUUUGGAACAAGGAAAGUUCUAGUUUGUGCUGUUAUUUUGAAUUUCAGUUUAUCCUCCUUAAACUAUUUUAUUGAAACUGAUCAGUUUGAAAUAAGGCCAGACUGUUAACUUCAUGAUUGCCUGUAAGUGCAGUAAUUAAACGGUAAGCUUUCCAGUUUUUGCAUCAUUUUAGAACGGGAGUCAAGCUCAUGGAAAUUAUUUCUCCUGUUCUCUUGCUCUUUUACAGGUGUUGUCCAGGGGAUAAUAACUGGAAUCAGAGGCCUUUGCAAUGGUCUUGGUCCUGCUCUCUUUGGCUUCAUAUUCUUUCUGUUCCAUGUGGAGCUCACCGAGUUGGCGCCUGUCCCAGAUCCUGAUAAAAAAGCAAUGCAGGAUCCAAGCGAUGAGGUAAAUUAUUGUAAAUCGUAACUUUUAAUAGUGCUUGAUCAAGGCACCCCACUUAUUUAUGAUGUUAAAUUUCCUGGUAAGAACCCAUGCUGUUCAUAUUACUAUUAGACUUGUUAGUCACUUGUUAAACAAAGUUGUCAAGCGACUUAGAACAUAUUUUAAACAUUUUAAAAUAAUGUUAUAACAUUGAUACAUCCACACAGAAACACAUACAUAACAGGUGAACCUCAUGUUACAUAUGCUUUCCUUGCUGUAUUUAGGUACCGAGUAAAAGUCUACCUAACAUUUCACGUAAUGAACUCUUCUGGCAUCCAGCUAUGUACAAGAUAGCCAUUUCUAGGCUUCAUGGCUGCUUAGAGGGUGAAACGCGGAGUAAAUCUACAACUGGAAUAUCACUAGAUGGGUCUGCCAGUAGUUGGAUAUGAGUUCCUUGCAGUGUUGUACAGCCGUGGCAAGUUAUACACCACAAAUUUCUCCUCUUCCACCACUUAACAGAACAGUUCUGAACCAACCUCUCCUAUUUGAAAACCUAUUUUUUGAAAUCUCUUUAAAAUAAUGCCAGUUGAGCAUAAAGUCCAUUCAGGUUGUAAAUGCUUGGUUUUUACAACUGUAAAUGAGACCCUCUGCUUAAAAUACACAACACCUCCUUGAAGAACAAACUACUGGAACCAGUUAAAUGAUUAUUCCCCAUGAAUUGUACACAGCGAAACCAUUGCAUAAGCAGAACAGCAUCUGUUCAUGUGGUGGAACUUCUCUCUCCACCCUGCAAAAAAAUGCUCUGGCAUUGCUCUAUUUUCUCCAGUCACUCCUGAAAUUAUUGUGAAGGUUGCCUUGCUUUUUGAAAAAAAUGCCUGUUGCGACAUUGGAACUUCCUUAUGUACAUGGAAUUAACAGCAAUGGUGGCUGAGUUUUUGUCAAUAGUAUCUCUUAGAGUGGUGAAUGGCACUAUUUAGCGGGAAGAAACUCCAAUGAAAAUCCUCACUAUUGCAUUUUUUACAUGACUGUUUUUGUAUAUAUAUUUAAAUUUUAUGUAUGGAUGUUUUAUGAUGGCCCAUUUAUAAUGCCUAAUAAAGUUUUGGCGAAGUAAGUAUGUACAUGGAAUGCUUUCACAGUACAGUGGUACCUCUAGUUAUGAACUUAAUUCGUUCCGGAGGUCCGUUCUUAACCUGAAACUGUUCUUAACUAGAGGUGUGCUUUCGCUAAUGAGGUCUCUUGCUGCUGCCACUGCGCCGCCGGCACACAAUUUCUGUUCUCAUCCUGGGGCAAAGUUCUCAACUCGAGGUAACUCUUCCAGGUUAGCGGAGUUUGUAACCUGAAGUGUUUGUAACCUGAGGUGUUUGUAACUCGAGGUACCGCUGUGCUCCAAAACUGCCUCUUCUGAGAUUGCAUUCAGUUCCAUGAAAAAGAAAAUGCUUCUUUAGAUAAUGCCCAUAUGCUUUAAGAACUAAGGCUGAAAGCUUUUGAGAAAUAGAAUAUCGAGACUGAACAUUUAUUUUGCCAUUUCUGUUUGUCAACUGUGUUUAAUGGUCAUUUCAUUGUACCCGCCCACCCAACCUCAUCACCAUGGUUAAUCUAUAUUUAUGUAGUUUACUCUUUGCUUGUGUCCUUGGGGUGCUUUGUGACAGGGUUGUCAGAAUUUCCACAAGGUUAUGGCCGAUUCAGCACCUCCGUUGAUAGUCCUUUAUUUUCGAUAAUUUGCGUUUUGUGCUGUGUGCACUGCUGAAGCCUGCGACAAAGGCUCUCGAGCGAAACAUUUUACAAGUGCCUGAGUUUCAUACAGUGGUACCUCGCAAGACGAUUGCCUCGCAAGAUGAAAAACUCGCAAGAUGAAAGAGUUUUUCGUUUUUUGAGUUGCUUCGCAAGACGAAUUUCCCUAUGGGCUUGCUUCACAAGACAAAAAACGAAAACGUCUUGCAAGUUUGUUUCCUUUUUCUUAAAACCGUUAAUAUCCAGGGUGACUCCGAGGAGCAACUCAUAGCACGCGGUGUGGUAGCCUUUUUUGAGGUUUUUGAAGACUUUGGUGAUUUUGAAGACUUUGGGAAACCGUGCUUCGCAAGACAAAAAAUUCGCAAGACGAAAAAACUCACAGAACGAAUUAAUUUCGUCUUGCGAGGCACCACAGUAUUCUUCAUCAGGGCUGAUACGGGUGUAAUCCUUUUACACUGCAGCACUGGGCAUGUCUACUCAAAAGUAAGUCCGAUCAAGUUGAGCAGCAGGGUAGGCUGGCAUGCUUGAGUUUAAUCCCGUGGUUCAGACAGCCACUCUCAAUUGUGGACCAGCUUCUCCCUUGCAGGUUCUGGACAGGCAAUCUUGCAUGUUUCAGCUGCCUCCUUGAGCAGGCUCUUCUCAGCCUCCUGCAAGCCAAGGUGAGACACAAACGUGGGUUGUUUUCUGAUUAACUUGGAUGGUAUUUGAAACCCCACUUCUAAGUGGUGCCUCCACUGUACAUGACAUCAGACAAGAGAUCUCAGCCCUCUUCUGAGUCAGGGAGGAUGCGGGGCAGUGGAAGCCGCAAAUACUUGAGUAGAUGCCGAGGCCAGCCGAAAUCUCUGGUCUCCUAGCUUUACUCCCCCCCCCUUUUUUUGCCAAUAUAUAUUCCAAUACAGUGGUACCUCGGGUUAAGUACUUAAUUCGUUCCGGAGGUCCGUUCUUAACCUGAAACUGUUCUUAACCUGAAGCACCACUUUAGCUAAUGGGGCCUCCUGCUGCCGCUGCACCGCCGGAGCCCUAUUUCUGUUCUUAUCCUGAAGCAAAGUGCUUAACCUGAAGCACUAUUUCUGGGUUAGUGGAGUGUGUAACCUGAAGCGUAUGUAACCCGAGGUACCACUGUAUACAUUCCAGUAUAUAUUCCAAUAUAUUUAUUUAGCACUCUUUUUCCCCCCUCAAUAAUUUUUUAUUAUUUUCUUUACACAGUCAUUCUUACAAUACGUUAUUCAACAUAUAAACCUUUUUGCUCUGCCGAGCUUGCGACUUCCCUCCUUCCCUUCAGCGCCCUUAUCAAAUCCAAUCGCGUAUUUUAACUUUUUACAUCUUAUCUACAUUGUAGGAAUUACUUCAAUCCUGCUAUUGUCUUUUAAGUUUUUACAGUUAUCCUUUAAGUAUAUAAUAAAUUUACUCCAAUUAUCCUGGAAUUUCUGGGCGUCCUGAUCCCGAAUCCUGCCGGUCAGUUUGACUAACUCCAUCCAUUGCGUAAUCCAUCAUUUUCGCCUCCAAUUCCGCAAUAGUAGGAAUGGUCUUCCUAGCCUUACCAAGGUGUACUACAAACAGGUGUCACCCAAGCUUUAUUCCUUUCCCAACCCUUGUGUCCUUGUGUCCUUGAGGUUGGAUUUCCUCUGCAUUGUCUGCAGCUAUGAGCCCUACAUUACUCUGCUCUCCUUGGUAAAUCAGUUCAGCAAUCUGACUAAAAACUGGUAUCUGUAGGCAAAUAGGAAUGCUUGGACCCAGCUUUGCACAGCCUGAGUUAUUCCCCGUAAGCCUGUUCAUUGUGGCUCCUUUCUUUCUCUCUGCAGAGUUCGAUUAUUCCUGGCCCGCCAUUCCUGUUUGGAGCAUGUGCAGUCCUCCUCGCUUUUCUGGUUGCCUUAUUCAUCCCCGAGCACAGUAAAGCCAGCAGUACAAGAAAGCACACCAACAGCAUCAGCAGCAUACAGAGCACCAACCCCGACCGAGGCAGCGACGAGGACAUUGAGCCAUUGCUGCAGGACAGCAGCGUGUGAGAGCUAGAUUUUCCUAACGUUCAUGCAGUCUGCAAGCAAGCGAAACCCACGCACUGAGCUCUGAAUCCAGAGCAGGACUGGAGUGAGCUUUUGAUUUGUCAGAAGCUUUGCACAUUUCACUCACCUAAGGUUUGCUAUGUUGGUGUCCAUGGAUGUCCCAUCGGGAUGGAUUUAACCACUUUUCUUUUUUUAAAAAAAACAAAAUAAGAAUUCAACGCAGUUAUUUUUCUGUAUCUGAUUUGGAAAUGCUAUCAAGCCCCACACCGGACGGAAUAUGGAAUACACACAGUAUCUUGGAAAACCUUCAAACAAAGUGGAACUUACUGAGUACACAGAUUCACUGUGAGCAGACCACAGCCCCCACCAAUUAGAGAAAAGUUACUUCUACUGACGGAUAAAGAUAACAGAAACCCUUCGCCAUUAUGUUCCUACAUUUCUAAUUAAUAGGCUGCCUGGUAAAUUGAAUAUUGUGUUAGAAGUGUUAAGAGAAUUUCAGCCGUUGAAUAUAGAUUCAGGUGUUUGUUUUUUUUUGGAAGUCUUCAACCCUCAUUCCCAAGGACUCUUAACCCGUAUGUCAGGAGCUCCUUUGGAAACCUUAAAAGGGCACAUGUACUUUCAUUGAUGGUUAGUAAUAAUCACUGAACUAGGUAGCACUACCAAUGUAGCCAGUUUUGACAUAGAGGCUAAUUAACUGGAUGCUGAGGCAAUUUACAUUUACUUGUGUGUAUUUAUUGCAUCAUCUAUCACUUUUUAUCUGCCGUAUGAAGCACUCCCCUUCCUGUUAAUUUCACUCCUGCCUUAACUGCUACUUAGUGUGCAUUUGUUACCAACUCUUAUUUAGCCUUCAUAUCAAACUUCGGAAGAAUUUCAUGGGUUAUAAUUAUGAAACGCCUCUCCCAAAGAGGCCCUAAAGAUGGUUUAGUUUGUACAGAGUAUCAUGUUAUAAUUUUUAGAGACAUUUUAUUAAAUUGCACAGAUUUCUAUGUAUUUUGCGGCAGUGGAAAUGGACCAUUACACACACAAAAACUAACCAAGUACUCUUAAGAAUGUUUUAUAUGUAUUGAAUAUAUGUAGAUAUUUGUAAGAAGUUUUACUUUUUCCAGAUAAGGUACUGUGUAAAUCUUGUAUUUAUAAAUGUAAUGAUGGUGAUGGAUAUACAGCUUUUAUAAAGGAUUGUGUAAUGACUGAACAAAAUAAAUAUAUAUAUAUAUUUUGAAACUUGUUCCGCCUUAAGCAAAGAUAACAAACCUUUUGUACUAUGCAGUUUGGUUUUUAAGUUAAAAAGCUUCCUAAUGCAUAAUAAAUUUGCAACCUAUGCUAUAUACCUAC
Molecule: messenger RNA, 37923 nt
Organism: Podarcis lilfordi (Lilford's wall lizard)
Lineage: Eukaryota; Metazoa; Chordata; Lepidosauria; Squamata; Lacertidae
Source: the annotation of a GenBank genome assembly